Messenger RNA from Candidozyma duobushaemuli, 1113 nucleotides. RefSeq lists its product as uncharacterized. The coding region runs from base 1 to 1113 and encodes 370 amino acids. NCBI's taxonomy places the organism in Eukaryota, Fungi, Ascomycota, Pichiomycetes, Serinales, Metschnikowiaceae. The record is from RefSeq and is a predicted model, not a curated record. The transcript has a single exon.
AUGACGUCUCAUAAUGCUGGCACGCCCGUUUCGCUGCCCAAAAUCGCUAAAUCCGUCAAGUUGGACGUCCCUUCCACGCCGCCGGCGGCCAAACCCAAGAAGAGAUUACUGGCGUUUCUAGCUACCCCUGAGCAGCCAGGAGACCAACUACCUUUCAGUCCCGGGCUCAAGAGAGACAGCUCGGGCUUGCUCAAAUCCCCAGAUUAUAAACUCAACUCCAAUGAUGCCAACUUGCUUAAGACGCCCAAGAAUGGCGGCUACGACUCCGACGACAAAGACACGCCUCACCGACUGAAGAUGCUUAGAACUCCGCAAUUUUUCAGUCCGGGCAAGCGUCUAUUCAACGACGACCAGAGCCCUAACAAGGAAGAGCUUGCCGAGAUCUCGUCUCAGCUCAAAUCCCGCUUGAGCACGGCCUUGGGCAAAGUGAAAGGUCACGACAAAAGCCAGAUUGCCCCUACAAAACUUGACUUUCUGGACCAAUCAUUCACCACAACGCGAGAGCUGCCCACAAAGAUGCUCAAAAUGAGCCCCAGGCUCCAAAGCACACCCCUGCUGGUGCAAAGAGCCAACUUGAACCUACAGACACUCCAGGCGCUGCCUGUUCCGCCCUCUAGCCAAUCCCACGAGAGGCUUCAGCAGCUGCCGGACUUUAAACGAGACCGAGUACGUAUCCCAUCUCCCGAGGCGGAUGCCAGUGCUCAAAGUGCAUUGCAGGCGGCCUUUUCCCGCCAAAAGGAGAAGCGGCGCAGCUUUUCCAGUGAACGCAGGCGUUCGUCUCUCCUUGGCCUUGAAGGCAGCCCGCAGAAGGAUAAGGAGGCUCCCCGGCUUCCUCCAAUCAACGUAGGCUUCAACAACAAGCACAGCCCACCGCAGGACUCGGAACAAGACGCUGUGUUUUCACUCAUGCUGCUCUCGUCGCCGCAGAAACUCGCCGACAGCAGGGGCCACAGCCGGCAGCAAAGUCAGAAUACCAACUCCACUCACACGCUGCGGUCGUCGCUGGUGGUCAAUACUGUUCUUCCGCCAAUAUCAGGUAUCAUGAAGAACGUGGACAAUGACGAAACAGACAUUGAAGAGACAACCAUGUCGGAGGGCGAGGACUCCUCCUAG